UUUCCGUGUAAACACUGUGCAGAGAAGAUCUUUCAGCAGCUGUUAUAUUACAUUUCUGAGAGUACAAAGAAAGAAAUGGACUUCUCUGCUCUCUGGAAAUGUAUGAAACUUUAAUUUGUUCUUGUUCGGCAAGUGUAAAACACUUACAGUGCAGUUUCCAGAAGAGAAACCAGGUAUUGUCUGCUUGAGCUGAUAAGAUGAAUUGCCGCUCUGAGAUAUUGGAAGUGUCAGUAGAAGGUCGGCAGGUAGAGGAGGCAAUGCUGGCUGUACUGCAUACCAUAUUGCUACAUCGCAGUACUGGAAAGUUCCACUACAAGAAGGAAGGUACCUACUCAAUUGGAACAGUGGGGACUCAAGAUAUUGAUUGUGACUUCAUCGAGUUCACCUAUGUCAGGGUGUCAUCAGAGGAGCUGGACAGAGCACUACACAAAGCUGUUAGUGAAUUCAAGGAUGCUCUGCGGAAUUCAGGAAGUGAUGGCAUCGGGCAAGUUUCCUUGGAGUUCUAUCAGAAGAAGAAAUCGCGAUGGCCUUUCUCAGAUGAGUGCAUCCCAUGGGAAGUCUGGACCAUCAAAGUUAACGUUGUUUCACUAGCCAAUGAACAGGAGAGGCAAAUCUGCAGAGAGAAGGUGGGAGAGAAACUUGGUGAAAAGAUCAUUAACAUUGUGGAAGUUAUGAACAGACAUGAAUACUUGCCAAAGAUGCCAACACAGUCCGAGGUGGAUAAUGUGUUUGAUACAAGCCUAAAAGAUGUGCAGCCCUAUCUGUACAAAAUCUCUUAUCAGAUUACUGACUCACUGGGCACUUCUGUCACCACUACCAUGAGAAGACUUAUAAAAGAUACUUUGGCUCUGUAGAGCUGCAUGCAUUCAAUGGAGUAUAUGGUUGGUGGGCUUGGAUCUUCUGUUUGUUUACUAUCCAAAUGGUUGAUCCAGUAUCCAGAAAAGAUUCUAUUUAAGAACUACCUUUCAUGUAUAAACGCAUUAUCUUUCAUGACUUGCACUGAUUAUAAGUAAUAAAGCAGAUCCUGUACAGAA
Xenopus laevis (African clawed frog) is the source of this 1034-nucleotide messenger RNA. It is a transcript of the gene atg101.L, whose product is annotated as autophagy related 101 L homeolog. NCBI's taxonomy places the organism in Eukaryota, Metazoa, Chordata, Amphibia, Anura, Pipidae. Gene Ontology annotation, molecular function: protein kinase binding. Gene Ontology annotation, biological process: autophagy; autophagosome assembly. Gene Ontology annotation, cellular component: phagophore assembly site; cytoplasm; Atg1/ULK1 kinase complex. The record is from RefSeq and is marked provisional.